Penicillium egyptiacum is the source of this 1908-nucleotide messenger RNA. Lineage: Eukaryota; Fungi; Ascomycota; Eurotiomycetes; Eurotiales; Aspergillaceae. The record is from the annotation of a GenBank genome assembly.
AUGUUCCAAUCCUCCAAACCGUAUUCGGCAGUGACCGUGCAAAUUGAGGUCCUUACGAGCGAACAAUAUGAAGUCGAAGACUCGAGCGGCAUCGUCGAUUUGGUGGAAGUAGUUCGCAUCCAGGCCAGCGGCCCGAUGGAGGCAAGUCGGGCUCUUCGUAAGAAGCUAAAAUAUGGCAAUAUCCACCGACAACUGCGCGCACUUACUAUUCUCGACUUCCUGGUUCAAAAUGCAGGAGAACGCUUCUUGCGCGAUUUCGCCGAUGAGGCGUUGCUCGAACGUCUUCGAAUUGCAGCUACUGAUUCCGUUUCGGAUCCACUCGUGAAAGAGAAAUGCAAGCAGAUUUUCGGACAAUGGGCGGCGACUUAUAAGGACACUCCUGGUAUGGCGAAGGUCACCGCGCUAUACAAGCAAGUUCCCAAGCGAAAACAGCCUGCGACGCAAGCAAAAGCCAAAGUUCUCCGCGAGGGCAAUACAAACUCAAACGAGCCUCCAAUGGGUCAUGUUGUAUCCGUGUCAGCGGGCAGUGGACCAUCCACUGUGCUAACCAGUCCCAAAGAAAAGUCCAAGUCCAGGAAAGUCAAGAAAGACAAGAAACUAUCAAUUAGCCACAAGAGGUUCGAUCUGGAAAAGGAGCGCCCGCAGAUCUUGCAAGCGCUUGCUGCGUCUUCCGUCGCUAGCACCAACCUGUUGAAUGCUCUUAAACUCGUCAAUCGUGAGACGCACAGAGUGAGUGAGGAUGCGGAAUGCAGUAAUCGAUUCGACACAUGCAAGCAGCUUCGUCAUGAGAUCCUUCGAUAUAUCCAGUAUAUAGAAACCGAAGAGUUCCUGGGCGGCCUGAUCCAUGCAAACGAGGAGCUGGUGGAUGCAUUGAUGGCAUUCGAGGUGUUAGACAAGAGCGUGGACUAUGACAGUGAUAGUGAGGACGACAUUUUGGAAGGAAAUUGGAGGCAGAGACAUGGACUUGGACUGCAGGACACGGACGUGAAUGACGGCCUUUCUGGGCUUAGUAUCAACCCUCCAAAGCCACCACGGCCGAACCGUCCUGAUAGCCUGCCUCUUGCUUCUUCGUCGCAACACACACGCCAAAUAUUUGAGAGCGAGAGUGAGUCAGAAGAAGAGGAUGAUGAAGACAACCCCUUCGGGGAUAGGAAUGCUAUUAAGACCCCGGCCAUUGAGAAACCUGGACUUACUUGGUCUGAUCUAUGUGGUUACAAUUCUGAAGUUUGGAUUAUCUUUACCUUCGGGAUUUACGGUUUUGGUUUCUUUCAUACAUCGUCUGACGACACAAUGCCGGUAACCGAACUCGCCCUCCUCCGCCUGAAAGUGCAAGACCCCUCAUCUUCUACCAAAAGCACUCUCCUAGAAGCCCAGAAAAAACAGACGGAAUACUCAGGCUAUCCUGUCACAUACCUCCGCCAGAUCGAAGACCCACUGUCCGUUUAUCUGCUGGGUGGGUGGGAGUCUGUCGAGAAACAUACAGGCGAAGGCCAGUGGCUUUCACUCGAAAUCAACCAGAACCUACUCGUGCAGUUGAAGGACAGUGUCGAUGUUGGUUGGAUGUUCCACUUAGAUGUUGAUGCAUCUGCAUCCAAAAUCCCGCUAGAUGCACCUGUUCUCGCUAUAACUCGAUUCUUUGUCGAGCCAGGCAAAAAGGAUGAAUUUGACGCUGUCUUCAACACUGUUGUGUCUCAUUUGAAUGCCUACACGGCCCCGUUCUCUUCUUGCGGUGCGUGGCGUAUCGAUAAAGAGGGGGAAGAUGAGGAGUUUGUUCUUUUCAGUGGGUGGAACGAAGUCCAGGAUCAUCUUGCUUUCGGGGAGUCUGAGGGUUUUAAGGAGUUUGGGAAGCUCAGGGCGUUGAUGAAGGACGGGGAUGUUAAGCAUAUACGUGUUGAGAAGUGGGAGUAG